Molecule: messenger RNA, 531 nt
Organism: Trypanosoma rangeli
Lineage: Eukaryota; Euglenozoa; Kinetoplastea; Trypanosomatida; Trypanosomatidae
Product: serine/threonine-protein kinase NEK1
Exons: 1
Coding region: 1-531 (176 amino acids)
Source: RefSeq, a predicted model, not a curated record
AUGCAGAAGCCGUUGUCGACGCUGCAAGAGCAGCAACCUUUCGGAAGUGAGUGGCAACCCUCAGAUGUGAAAAGGAAUACCCCAAGCAAGGUGAAGAGAUGUGGCAAGGUAGUCACGAGUAGAAAAAAUGUCGGGAAAGGGGCUGGGAAAGAACUUAGCCCUGAGGAACGAGUAGAGGCUAUCAAACGUAUUAAAGGUGCGAAGAGCAAGAUUAAUAUGGCAGAGCUGCGUCAAAAUAUGCUCCGCAAGCGAUUUCAACUCUUUGACGAACUAAAUACUCUCCCCACAGAUGACGUCCCAAUCGUGAUUGAGUUGCAACAAAGCCUGCGGUCCGCGAGGAUUAGUGAAGCUGCUCCUGUGGAUUUACCGGAGGGGUCACCAACAGUGCGUCCAAAAUCAAGAUUUAUCGAGGACAUUGCUGCUGUAUUUGAGAUGCACUCUGCUGGUGGUGUUAAGAUUGCGCUUGAAGAACUCGAGGAUGCUGCUUCACUAUUGUGUCAAUAUAAACUUUCAAACUAUGGCCUUUACUGA